Messenger RNA from Leguminivora glycinivorella, 659 nucleotides. RefSeq lists its product as uncharacterized. The record is from RefSeq and is a predicted model, not a curated record. The transcript has 2 exons. Lineage: Eukaryota; Metazoa; Arthropoda; Insecta; Lepidoptera; Tortricidae. The coding region runs from base 11 to 586 and encodes 191 amino acids.
AGUUAAUAUAAUGCAACACUUUGCUCCGGCUUUUCUAGUUGUAUGUGUGUUUUUGUGCCUUUCUUUUAGUUGUACGUUUCCUCUGCACAGAGCUCACCCGAAUGACUUGACUGGAUUAUUGAAUCGGUCUCGAAAAUGUGGAGGUGCCGGUCGAGCCAAAAAAAUGUCAUCCGACAUGCAGGUUAUCCCAUCGCAGGAAUUUCCGGAAUUCGAAAACUCCGAGGUCAAACGUAAACUGACUGGCGAAGACCUGCGCCAAUAUGAACAACUGGUCAUCAUGAAAAAAUACCCGUAUUUGGACAUGAAAGAGUUCGAAAUCAAGUUCGGGCCGGCGGUUAAGAACGCGAAGUACCGUGAUGCAGAGAUAGCUGAAGCUAGCGAUUGCAAGCUGAUUGACGAUGGGCCCCGUGUCGAGAUAUUCAGCAGAGGCAUAUCUGGUUUUGCUAUACCUGAGGUCCCUAAGGGUAAGGGUGCGAAGUCACCACAAGCACCAGGGGCGCGGAUCAUAAACAAGAACAUAAAUUUCAGAGAAAACUCACGAGUUUGGAACAUUCGCAAAGAUAAUGAAAGAAAUGAUUUGUAUUGAUUACCUAAUUACCUAUGUUCAGUCAUUGAAUAAAAUAACUAAGUUUUUGAAAUAAAAAUGCAAUUAAAAAUUA